Messenger RNA from Dichotomopilus funicola, 1026 nucleotides. Its product is annotated as galactose mutarotase-like domain-containing protein. Lineage: Eukaryota; Fungi; Ascomycota; Sordariomycetes; Sordariales; Chaetomiaceae. The transcript is spliced from 2 exons. The coding region runs from base 1 to 1026 and encodes 341 amino acids. The record is from RefSeq and is a predicted model, not a curated record. Gene Ontology annotation, molecular function: carbohydrate binding; aldose 1-epimerase activity. Gene Ontology annotation, biological process: beta-D-galactose catabolic process via UDP-galactose, Leloir pathway; glucose metabolic process.
AUGAGCGACGCACCCGUAUCCUUCCUGCCCCUGGGUGCUAUCAUCCAAGAGCUCCGCGUCGCCGGUAUCAACAUUGUGCAGGGCUUCCCUGAGCAGUCGCACUACGAGAGCCAUAACGACCCUUUCUUUGGCGAGACCAUUGGCCGCGUGGCCAACCGCAUCAAGAACGCGCAGCUCGACUCCCUCAACGGCGGCAAGAAAUACACCCUCGCCGCCAACAAUGGGCCCAAUAACCUGCAUGGUGGUGUUGUCGGAUGGGGUAAGAAAAUCUGGAAGGGACCGACACCCGUGGGUGUGCGCCAGAUUCCCGGCGCGGAACUCCAGGACGGUGGGGAGAGCGUGAGGUUCUCCCUGGUCAGCCCGGAUGGUGAUGAAGGGUUCCCGGGAACCGUGGAAGCGAGUGUGGUGUACACCGUCGGCAAGCAAGUGCAGAACGGGAAGGAUGUGACGGUAUUGGGCAUUGAGUACGAGGCCGAGCUUGUUGACGGUGCCGACGAGACCGUCAUCAACAUGACCAACCACUCGUACUUCAACCUCACCGGCGGUCCCUCCAUCGAAGGCACAGUUGUGACUCUCACCACUAACAACUACCUUCCCGUCGACGACGGCGGCAUCCCCACCGGUGGCCCGCAGCCGUUCAGCAAGAUCGAGGGCGGGAAGGCCUUCGUGUUGGGCGCCCAGGAGCCCGACAUUGAUGACUGCUUCAUCCUGGAGGACUCCCCCAACACAGUGCCCCUCGACACGCGCGGGGAGCCGCUAACCCGCCUCGUCGCUGCCCAUCACCCGGAGUCUAAGAUCCACCUCGAGGUUCUUAGCACCGAGCCAGCCUUCCAAUUCUACACGGGCAAGUACAUCAGCGUUCCCGAGGUGGCAGGUGUCGCUGCUCGCAACGCGCGGAGUGGGUUCUGCGUGGAGCCCAGCCGCUGGGUAAAUGCUGCGAAUGUGGAUGAGUGGAAGAGCCAGAUGCUGUUGAAGAAGGGCGAGAAGUACGGCUGCCGGAUUGUGUACCGUGCGUGGCAGGAGUAA